AUGAGGUUCCUCUCCGUUGGCGUCCUUGUCAUCCAUUUCUACAUUUUUCACGCCUGUGAAAAGUACAGCUUUGUCAAAGAACAAGAUGUAGAAUUCAAAGACCACGUGAUAACAACCAUGACCACACCCUAUGUCGAGAUGUGCUGGGAUAAAUGUGUAUGGAUCAUGAAUUGCUUCUCGAUCAAUGUUCGCAUGAACAAUUUUGGGAUGGUUGAAUGUGAACUGAACAACUCCAGCAAGAAAGCGAGUCCAGGGAGCCUGGUACCAACACAGGGAUCCCAGUACCACCAAAUGAAGGAAAUUAAUGACUGUGAUAACGUCGAAUGCAAGAUCAAGGAAAAACUUCCCGAUGAAUGGUAUCGUCUCGGUAACUCGGUAAUAAAGAUGUUUCAUGAGAACAAAACCUGGAUGGACGCACAAACCCACUGCCAGACCAUGGGAGGUGAUCUGUUGUCUAUAGGAACUGCGUACGAAAACAACUUUGUCAAGGAUGUGCUUAUCAAAAAGGAGAAAGGUGAUGACUUACCUGGUAUAGUGAGGUACUGGCCACUGGAUGGAUCGGAUGAUGAUGUCAAGUUGGUGGGGACUCCUGCUACUCCGAGGUACGAAGCCCUGGAUGGAGAAAAUGCACUGUACUUCCCUGGAUUCCGAACGUAUGCAGAAGUCCCGGCAGUGGUGUUCAAUCCCGAGGGAUUCACGUUCAUGUUAUGGGUUAAGCCUGCCAAUCAGAGUGCUCACGCUCUUUGUAUCUAUUCCGAUUGGUAUUCUCCACACACGUUCAUACUGGCUCUCUAUAGAAAUUACAAAUCUAUAUUUUUCUGGUUGCGUGGGGAAGACGGAAACCAAGUUUCGACUUAUUACCUAAACAUUGCUAUGGAUGGCUGGAAUCACAUCGCUGUCACCUGGAACAAAACAGAAAGUCUAGUCAAGGUUGCUCUGAAUGGAACCGUGAAGCAAACGACAACUUCUACACUAAAAGCAGACAUCAGGCGCACUGCUCACAAUAUCUACCACCUUGGUAUCAAGUCAGAUGAAUUGCCUACAAUCAAAAAUGAUUAUACGUUCCAUGGACACAUGAAGCAUCUGAUGGUAUUCAACAAGACACUGAACGUCGAGGAGAUACAAAAAGCGAUGUAUUAUAGAGAAGACGGCCCAUGGAUUGGUCUGUCUGUCCAGAAUAAUACCAACACCUUUAAGUGGAGUGACGGUACCAACACCCAGUUCAUGGAUCAGAUGGAACAGUUACCUUCUUACCAACCAAAUCCUUCUUUGUCUGGUCGGAAAUGUGCCUUAUUUGGAAGGAACGGGAAAUGGUUUGAUAAAUUUUGCAGCGAAAAGAGAUCUUAUAUUUGUAAGAAGCCGUUUGUUUGAUUACCCAUAUCAUAUCUUAAUGGAACUAAGACGUCUAUCCGAAAUAAGACAAGCCCUAAAUGUAGUAGGACCAUCAACAUUUCAGGAUCUCUUUGGAUUUUAUUGAAACACGCGAUGCAUGGUUCUAGACUGUUUCAAUACUGCUUCUUAUUCUUGAGUGGAUUUUACGAAUGCUGGGCUAAAGUUUUCAAUAGUUGCAUUUCCAAGAUUUGUUUUGUCAAAGCCAAACACUUUCUUUUGGCAUAUGAACUGUUUCUUUUCAAUACAAAGUUUCUCACCACACUUGCAUGCCCUGAGCUUCAAGUUUUCCAGUUAAAAACCUCAGAAUGGCUUAUUCGAGAAUGCUGAAGUUUUCGCAUCCAAUGACAUUUAGGUGUACUUCUCAUUAAAUAAAAUAAAAUAAAAAUAACUGAUUAAAUUA
Messenger RNA from Actinia tenebrosa (Australian red waratah sea anemone), 1792 nucleotides. RefSeq lists its product as uncharacterized. The record is from RefSeq and is a predicted model, not a curated record. Lineage: Eukaryota; Metazoa; Cnidaria; Anthozoa; Actiniaria; Actiniidae.